AUGUGUGUUUAUGUUCAUUUUCCCAGACACACACACUCUUACGAUUCCAAUGAGAUGGACGAGAGAUCAAAGAAAACAGAUGCUGAGUUUGUGGACAAGAACAGGGCCGAGCUCAUUCAGCGGGUUACCAUGGUGAUGCCUAUAGCAGAUGACCUGCUCCAGAGGGAAAUGAUGCAUGGAGAGAUGUAUGAUACCAUCAGAGACACCAAGCCCAGUCAGAACCAGAUGAGGGAGCUGUACAAAGUCUUAAACACAGGUGGAAUUAAAGUCAAAUCAGCCUUCUACAAGAUCCUCCAGGAGAAAGAGCCUUAUUUGGUCCAGGAACUGGGUGGAUUUACUAGGAGCCCUGGGGAGAGGAAAGAUGCCAUCACACAGAAAGUAAAGGAGAAACUAAAAACCAGUCUAAAGAAGAAGUUCUGUUUCCUGUAUGAAGGCACUGCAGAUGAACAAACUCGCCUUGAUAGCAUUUACACCCAGCUCUACAUCACCCAGGGAGAGAGUGAAGGGGUUAAUACAGAACAUGAGGUUAGACAGAUUGAAUAUACAUCCAUGAGAAGAAAAACAUCAGACACUCCAAUCAACUGUACUGACAUCUUCAAACCCUCACCUGGAGAGAAGAGUGAAGAGGAGAGAACCAUCAGAACCAUCAUGACAAAGGGCAUCGCUGGAAUCGGAAAAACUGUCUCAGUGCAGAAGUUCAUCCUGGACUGGGCAGAGGGAAGAGCCAAUCAGGAUGUGGAUUUCAUCUUUGUGCUUCCUUUCAGAGAGCUGAAUUUGGUUAAUCAACUCCAGUACAGUCUUCAAGGACUUCUGAAUUACUUCCACCCUGAACUUAAAGAAAUAAAGGAUGCACAGAAAUAUGCUGACUGUAAAGUCAUGUUCAUUUUUGAUGGUCUUGAUGAAAGCAGACUUCUGCUUGAUUUUUGUAAUAACAUGAAGUUGAAUGAUCCAAAUGAAAAAUCGUCCGUUGACAUGUUGAUGACAAACCUAAUUGACGGAAAUUUACUCCCCAAUGCCCUCAUCUGGAUAACCUCCCGACCCGCCGCAGCCAAUCAGAUCCCUCGUAUGUACAUCAGCAAGGUGACAGAAGUACGAGGGUUCAGUGACAAACAGAAAGAAGAAUACUUUAAGAAGAAAGUCAAGGAUGAAAACCAGGCCAGGAGAAUCAUCUCACACAUUAAGACAUCAAGAAGCCUCCACAUCAUGUGUCACAUACCAGUCUUCUGUUGGAUUACUGCCAGGGUUCUUCAGCACAUGGUGACUAAAGGAAUGGGUGGAGAUAUCACAACUCUGACUGAGAUGUACUCUCACCUCACACUCAUUCUGACAAGUCUAAAAAGCAAAAAGUAUGAUGGCAAAAUUGAGGAUGAUUUGGUCACAAUCACAGAAAUAAACAAAGAAAUGAUUCUCAAACUGUCACAACUUGCAUUUAAACAGCUGGUGAAGGGAAACAUAAUUUUCUAUGAGAAAGACCUGGAAGAAUGUGGGAUUGAUGUCAGUGAUGCCUCGGUGUACUCUGGGUUUUGCACAGAAAUCCUAAAAAAAGAGAAAGUGUUACAUAAGAGGAAGGUCUACUGCUUUGUUCACCUGAGCUUCCAGGAGUUCCUUGCUGCUCUGUAUGUUUUCCACUGCUGUGUGACCAAGGACAUCAAGGACCUGGAGUAUUUUAUUAAAGAUGUGUCUUCAGAACUGCCCUUGAAUGAGAUGCUGAAGAUGAUAGUGGAUAAAACAUUGGAGAGUGAGAAUGGACACCUGGACCUGUUCCUCCGCUUCCUUGUUGGCAUCACACUGGAGUCCAACCAGAGACUGUUACAAGGAAUACUGCCACAGACAGAGAUCAGCUCAGAAACUGUUGAUGAAAUAAAGAAAUACCUCAGGGAGCCGAAAGUAGAGCAAAUCUCACCUGACAGGUACAUCAAUCUACUAACCUGUUUGACUGAGAUGAAAGAUGAAUCAGUACAUGAGGACAUUGACAAGUUCCUGAAGUCAAGAAACCAAACAGGGGAACAUCUCUCAGAUACACACUUCUCAGCAUUGGCCAAUGCACUGUUGAUGUCAAAGGGUGUGCUGGAUGAGAUUGACCUGGGGACAUACAACUGGUCACCUGGGUGCACAAGACUGGCCCCAGCUGUAAGGAAAUGUAGAAAGGCAAUACUGGGUGAAUAUCUGUUAUCUGAAGAGGAAUAUGAAUCAGUGGCCUCCAUUCUCCAAUCAGAAGAUUCUCAUCUGAGAGAACUGCACCUGAAAGACAGCGUUUUUGCUCAUAAUUUCAACGUUGAGGAUGGUGGUUUGGAUGUAUAUGAUGAAGAUGUCUGUCUGACUGUUCUCUGUGCCGCUAUGAAACAUCUACACUGUAAACUGGAGACACUGAGACUGGGUAACUUCAGACUCUCUGAGGUCGACUGUAGAUCACUGGCAUCUGUUCUCCAAUCAGAAAACUCCCCUCUGAGAGAACUGGACCUGAGGAACUGGAUGCUGUCUGAUGAUAGGAGUGAACUCUUUACAGCUCUAGAAAAUACACACUGUAAACUACAGACUCUGAGGCUGAAUAGCUGUUAUCUGACAGAGAGAUGUUGUGAAGCGUUGGCCUCAGCUCUCAGAUCAAACUCCUCUCAUCUGAAGGAGUUGGAUCUGAGUAACAAUGACCUGCUGGAUUCUGGAGUGAAGCUGCUCUCUGUGGGACUGGGACAUCAUUACUGUAAAGUGGAAAAACUAAGGCUGUCAUUCUGUAAAGUCACAGAGGAAGGCUGUGCUUCUCUGGCUUCAGCUCUGAGGUCAAAUCCCUCCCACCUGAGAGAACUGGACCUGAGCUUCAAUCACCCAGGAGACUCUGGAGUGAAGCUGCUCUCUGCUAGACUGGAUGAUCCUGACUGUAGACUUGAGAAACUGAAUGUGGAUCCCAAUGAAGAGUUCUGGGCGAAACCACAGCUGAUGAAGAAAUAUUACUGUCAUCUCACUCUGGACCCAAACACAGCAAACAGAAACAUCUCCCUGUCUGAGGGGAACAGAAGAGUGGAGGUUCUGAAGAAUUCCCAAGACAGAUUUGACUACAAGAGACAGGUGUUGUGUAGAGAGGGUCUGACUGGACGCUGUUACUGGGAGGUGGAGAGGAGUGGGACGGCUGAUAUAGCAGUGACAUAUAAAGGUAUCAUGAGAGAGGGCCAAUUUACCAGUCAGUUUGGAUUCAAUGACAAGUCAUGGAAUCUUUUAUGUAGUGAUUAUUACAUCACCUACCACAAUGAGCAACCUACUUAUAUACCUGCUCCUCACCUCAUCCAUCCUCCUCAACCCCAGAGUGACCAGACCUCCUCUCCUCCAAUCAGAGUAGGAGUGUUUCUGGACUGGCCGGCCGGCACCCUGUCCUUCUAUGAGGUCCACUCUGACACAAUGACCCACCUGUACACAUUCCACACCACAUUCACUGAGCCCCUCUACCCAGGGUUUGGGGUUGAGUACGAUACUGAUUCAGUGACCCUGUGUCAGGUAGAGUGAUAUUCUGUGUCCUGGAGGAAUCCCUGGGUCUCCAUGGUAACAGUCACAGUAUUCUAACCAACCAGGUGACAUGAUGGGUAUUGUUAACAAUUUCUUGUUGAAAUGUUUUAUUUCUUUAAAGUAGUGAUUUUUUGCCAGAACGCAUAAACGGAGCCAGCCAAGAAGAGUGAAUGUCCCGUACUAAGUAAGUGGGUUAUGGGGACAUUAUUGUAGCAAAACUGUUUGAGAGUUUAAGAGUCCAAUUGGAAUAAUUAAUACAUUUAUCUGGGCUA
Molecule: messenger RNA, 3764 nt
Organism: Esox lucius (northern pike)
Lineage: Eukaryota; Metazoa; Chordata; Actinopteri; Esociformes; Esocidae
Product: NACHT, LRR and PYD domains-containing protein 12-like
Exons: 10
Coding region: 1-3492 (1163 amino acids)
Biological process (GO): innate immune response; inflammatory response; regulation of apoptotic process
Molecular function (GO): protein binding
Source: RefSeq, a predicted model, not a curated record